AUGGCAGCCGUAGAUCUGGUGGUUGUUGGCGCCGGCUGGAGCGGGCUCGCCGCCAUCAAGACCUAUCGUGAAGUCCACCCCGACAGCCAGGUGCUCCUCCUAGAAGCUGCCGAUUCGAUUGGCGGAGUGUGGGCCAAACACCGGCUGUACAGCGGUCUGAAGACUAACAACAUGCUCGGCACGUACGAGUUCAGUGAUUUCCCCAUGGACGAGGAGACCUUCGGUGUUCAAGCUGGUCAGCACAUUCCUGGUGAUAUGGUGCAGCGCUAUAUGGAAGAAUACGCGAAACACUUUGGGUUCUCUCAGCUCAUUCGCGUCCGCCAUCAGGUGGAGAGCGCGAAGAAGAACCUAGAUGGAACAUGGCAGCUGACUGUGCUGCAUGAUUCCAAGUCCAAGACUCUGGACACCAAAAAGCUGAUCGUGGCCACUGGCAUCACCUCGCAGGCAUACUUACCCACUUUCAUGGGCCAAGAAUCCUUUGACGCGCCCAUCUUCCAUUGCCGCGAUCUGCGGCAGCAUGAGUCCCAGAUCUUGCAGACUGGUCAACGGGUCACGGUAUUUGGAGGCACCAAGUCGGCAUGGGAUGCGGCAUAUGCAUGUGCAACGUCAGGAAUGAAGGUUGACUGGGUCAUCCGCGAAUCUGGUCACGGCCCCAUCUGGAUGGCGCCGCCGUAUGUCACACCCUUGAAGAAGUGGCUGGAGAAGCUGGUCACGACUCGAUUCUUAACAUGGUUCAGUCCUUGUAUCUGGGGGAGCGCCGACGGGUUUCCUCGGGUGCGGAGCUUCUUGCAUGGGACAUGGCUGGGUCGGAAGAUCGUGGAUGCAUUCUGGUCGGUGCUGGCAGACGACGUGAUCCAGCUGAACGGGUACGAUAAACAUCCAGAGACGAAGAAGCUGAAGCCUUGGGUCAGUCCGUUCUGGAUUGCGUCCUCCCUCAGCAUUUUGAAUUAUCCAACCGACUUCUUCGACCUCGUCAGGGACGGCACCAUCCAAGUCCAUGUUGCGGACAUCAACUCUCUGUCCGCCCAUACGGUGCAUCUCUCCACCGGGGACAGUCUUUCAACAACGGCGUUGAUCUGCUCCACUGGCUGGCGCUGCACCCCCAACUUGAAAUUCCUCCCCGAGGGUCUUGACCGUGAGCUGGGAUUCCCGUGGAGCUCAGAUCCAUUGAAUGCCCAAAUGGUCAAGGCGGCCGACGAGGAGAUCCUGAGCCGUUUCCCGCGUCUACAGAGUCCCCCAUGUCCGAAUCCCAAAUACCACCCGCUGAAUGACGAGGCCGAAGCUGCGGUGCCUCACCCUUUCCGGCUCGCUCGUUUCAUGGUCCCCCUAUCCUGUCUCAAGGAUCGUUCUUUGGCUUUCAUGGGGAUUACCAUGACAAUCAACACCACUCUGGUUGCCCAGACUCAGGCCCUGUGGAUCGCUGCGUACUUCGGAGGCCAAUACACCCCAACGGCAACCGAGCACUGCCCUCCGGCCUUGCGUGCCGGACUUGACUCCAAGUCUGAGAACAACGAUGAGCUCGACUUGGCCUGGGAAACCGCUCUUCACACCGAGUUUGGUAGAUAUAGAUAUCCGGCAGGCUUUGGUCGGCGGAAUCCAGACUUUGUAUUCGAUGCCAUUCCGUACGUGGACUUGAUGCUCCGUGAUCUGGGACUCAACCCCGAGCGAAAGAACGGUUUGCUUGCGCAGUGUCUUCAACCCUACGGUGUCGAAGACUAUAAAGGAUUGAUCGAUGAGUGGAAGGCCAACUUGCCAGCUCAUUGA
Messenger RNA from Penicillium chermesinum, 1764 nucleotides. RefSeq lists its product as uncharacterized. Gene Ontology annotation, molecular function: flavin adenine dinucleotide binding; NADP binding; N,N-dimethylaniline monooxygenase activity. The transcript is spliced from 2 exons. Lineage: Eukaryota; Fungi; Ascomycota; Eurotiomycetes; Eurotiales; Aspergillaceae. The record is from RefSeq and is a predicted model, not a curated record. The coding region runs from base 1 to 1764 and encodes 587 amino acids.